AGUUUUGCUCUCUUUCUCACAUUCGCAGCUUGUUAUACCUUGGAGAAAAUGUCAUGGUCUUACUUGCACUCAAUCUUUCUGUUAACUUGCCAGAAUGUAACAGAUGUAACAGAACAUACAGUUUUCCUUAACAUUAAGUUGGGCUGCUGUCAACAGGGCCGCAGUACGAGACGAAAAGAAGACAAGAAGACAUCAAAUAAAAAGGAGAUGCGAGGUCAAAGAAUUGACGUAGAGCAGCUUCUCAGGCAGUCACAGACUGAACUGCUGUGGAUCCAGCGACAGCUGUCAAUCAUAGCAGCAGGAGAUGCCAAUCGUGCACGGGCCCAAAAGAAGCUGAAGCAGGAGGCCCAGCCGUUGCACCUGGCCUCUCACGCAGCCCACCAUGUGAACCGCUGCCACCUCUUAGAGGAAAAGAACAGAGCUCUUAAACUUGAGCUAGCCACUCUCAGACAGCAUAAACAGCAGCACAGAUCUCUGGAGUCAGAGGUCAACGAGCGGAGGAAGAGGUGUCAGAUCCUUGAGAGAGAAGUGAAGAAUAAGGCAUUAGAAUGUAAGACUUUGAAGAAUGAGCUUCAGGAUGCUUUGCUGGAGAGAAAACGGCUCAAUCGUGAGCUGCUUAGUCACAUCCUGAAGGCCACACAGUACGAGAAGGUAAAGUCAGACUAUGAUCAGCUCAGAAAGGCUUUUGGUUGUGUGAGUCAAGAGAGAGACUCUGCCAGGCAGGAGAAGGCUCAGCUCCAAGACAAACUGGAGAACCUUGAGCAGGUCCUGAAGCAUAUGCGAGAGGCUGCAGAUCGGCGGCAGCAACUGGAGGCAGAGCAUGAGCAGGCCUUGGCUUUCCUCAACUCCAGACAGCAGGAGAUCAACCUUCUGCAGAAGGUUCAGGCUGAAGCUGAAAAAGAGCACGAAGAAGUGGUGCAUUUGCUAGAGAGCCAUAUGGACAAAAUGCAGGUCAAGGUUCAUGACUUAGAGCAGAAAUGCCGGACACAGAGUGAGCAGUGCAAUAUUUUGUCGAAAGAGCUGGAGAAAUAUCACCUGGGGUCAGACGUGGAGGAUACACUCAACACUGACUCACAGGAGAAAAACUUGUGCAACAGUUACAACAGCCUGCAGCGCCAGGUCGAAAAAAGUGAUGAGAGAUCUGACGGAUCUCCACUGGUCUCAGAACUGCCCAUAGUACAGCAACACAAGAGAGACAAGCCGGAGCAGCUGUCGGUCAAACCCACCGUUCAAACCCAGAGUCGCUCCAGCAGCCCCAUGCAAGCAUCCCUCUCAGAGAUGGAUGAUGAAGUGAGCCCAGCUCCGAGGACCAAGACAAGAUACACAGGCCAGGUCCGUCUCUGCACUGCCCGAUACAGUUAUAAUCCCUAUGAUGGACCAAACGAGCAUCCAGAAGCAGAGCUCCCUCUUGUGGCAGGGAAGUAUUUGUACGUAUAUGGAAACAUGGACGAUGAUGGAUUUUAUGAAGGAGAGCUAUUGGAUGGCCAGCGUGGCCUGGUUCCCUCUAAUUUUGUGGAGUUUGUCCAGGACAAGGAAAAGCCAUCUAUCGAGGGUGGAGAGGAGCAGGGCAGGCUGGAGCAGAGCUGUCUGAGCCUGGUGACCAUAGAUGGAGGCGCUCCUCUCGACAGCCUUAGCACUGAUGCCCUCGGUCACUGCAGCAAUGGGACAGGCGCUCUGGAUGGAGAGGAACUGAGUGAUGACAUCGUGCCUUACCCCAGGAAGAUCAACCUGAUCAAACAGCUGGCGAGAAGUGUGAUAGUGGCCUGGGAGGCGCCUCUAGUGCCCCUCGGCUGGGGCAACAUCAACGGCUACAAUAUCUUAGUGGAUGGGGAAGUACGCUCCUCUGUGCCGUUUGGAGGGAGGACCAAACUGCUUCUCGAAAAGCUGGACCUGGCUGCCUGCACAUACCGCGUGUCAGUACAGAGCGUGACGGACAGGGGGCUCUCUGAUGAGUUGCGCUGCACCUUGCUGGUGGGCCGCAAUGUUGUGGUGGCGCCCACCGGUUUGCGCAUGGAUGAUAUUUUACGUGACGCUGCUGAGCUUUCGUGGCUGCCCAGUAAUAGUAACUACGCCCAUGUUGUGUAUUUAGAUGGCGUGGAGCACGCUGUGGUGAAGCCAUGCUCUUACAAACUGCGUUUUGUAAACCUGAAGGCCGCCACAGUGUAUAAAGUAAAAGUGUUGGCCAAACCUCACCAGGUACCCUGGCACAUGCCUCUGGAACAGAGAGAGAAAAGAGAGGCUGGAGUGGAGUUCUGUACCCAAGCUGCAGGGACCCCUCUGCCUCCUCAAGAAGUCCAGGUCCAGUGUGGACAAGCCCCAGGAGUCCUCCAAGUUCUGAAGCCCCCUCCAAUGACACCCAUGGGAACCUCCAAUGGUGCAAAUGUCAUUGGCUACGCAGUCUGCACUAAGGGUCAGAGGAUUGCUGAGGUGUUGUAUCCACUGGCAGAUUAUGCCGCAGUAGAACUGAACCGUCUCCAGUGCUUGGAGGCCCAUGAGGUUAUUGUCAGGACUUUAUCAGCACAAGGGGAAUCUCAAGACUCCCAUGCCGCCGUCAUUCCAAACCACCUGCUGGUGCCUCUUCCUAAAACCCUUCCUCCCUCUCACCACAUGCAAUCAUCUCUCCCACCCCAACAGUCCCAACCAAUGCCUCCUCAUCCCCAAAUUCGGACCCUUCCUCCUCACCCUGGACCACAACAACCCACCCAUCUCCAACCCCUUCCCGUUCGCCCCAACCAGCCCCCAUCUCAUCUCCAUCCCCAUCGUAUGCCCCAUCCCACACAACCCUCUCCACCCCACCUCCAGCCUUUACCACCACACCCCAUCCCUCAACCCCAGCCCACCAUCCCAAUGCCCCAGCCUCAGACAUCCAUGCCCAUGCCCCAACCCCAGCCCCAGCCACCCAUGCCUAUGCCUCAGCCCCAACAGCCCAUGGCCAUGCCUCAACCCCAACCGGCCAUCCCCAUGCUUCAACCCCAACCAACAAUCCCAAUGCCCCAGCCUCACAUUCCCCAACUACCCCUUCCCCAGUCCCAAAGACCACUAAGUGCCAGAGAACUGGAAACCAAAGAGCCAGGGCCAGGAAUGCAUCAUCAUGGAGGAGGCCCACCUCAGCCAUGGGAGCCUGGCUGCUCCCCAUCAGGCAUGCCCACAGGCCUGCCACAUGGACACACCCUGGAUGCUCCGGCCUGCCCAAACCGCCGUUCCCCAUCACCUCAAAGGAUCCUUCCCCAACCCAGGGGUACACUCAUUCCUGACACUGUGGACAAGGCUAUUGCCCGAGAGGCAGCCCAAAGAGUGGCUGCAGAAAGUGGACGGAUGGAGAGGAGAAGCCAGGGUUUUCACUCUCAAAAUUCAGAUGAGGAAGAGGAUGAGGAAAGCUAUCAGGCCCGCAGAAGAGGAGCAUCUGUGGAUGACUUCCUCAGGGGCUCAGAGCUGGGCAGGCAGUCUCAUUACAGUCACAGCGAAGAGUAUCAUACAGAGAGCAGUCGAGGCUCGGACCUCUCGGAUAUCAUGGAAGAAGACGAGGAGGAGUUGUAUUCUGAAAUGCAGCACGAAGAAGGCAGGCGACGAAACUCCCACAAUGCACCCAAGACCGGAGGCAGCACUCCAUCUUCGAGUCAGCUGGAUCGGGAAUCAUACCGGAAGCCAUCUCACAGAGGUCCUCAACCUCAGCGCCGACCCCUCACGGUCCCAUCCAUUGAGAUAACCACUGAGAGUAACAGUGAAGGGAACCUCUCUCCGGUCAAGGAGGAUGUUUACUAUGGCAGUGUAGCGCGACACAGGACAUGGUCCUCCCGAAGGCACGGGGGACGCAGGCCUCCUUAUGAUGGAUACCGGGAACGAAGCCGCCGCUCUCCCCCUUAUUAUGAUGAAUCUGAGCAAGAGGACCCGUUUCGAGUCUUUGUGGCACUCUUUGACUAUGACCCUCUCUCCAUGUCCCCUAACCCUGAUGCAGCUGAUGAGGAGCUCCCUUUUAAAGAGGGACAGAUAAUCAAGGUGUAUGGGGAUAAGGAUAAUGAUGGCUUUUAUCGUGGAGAGAUCCGUGGCAGGUCUGGACUUAUUCCCUGUAACAUGGUGUCGGAAAUCCGUGCUGAGGAUGAUGAAACUAUGGAGCAGCUCAUGAAACAGGGAUUCCUCCCUCUCAACACUCCUGUAGACAGAAUAGAACAAAAUAGGAGAGGUCGCCACCCAGUGGCCACAAGACGAAUGGUUGCCCUGUACGACUACGACCCCAGAGAGAGCUCCCCAAACGUGGACGUUGAGGCUGAACUGACUUUCUGUGCUGGCGAUAUCAUUGCUGUUUUUGGGGAUAUAGAUGAAGACGGCUUCUAUUACGGUGAGCUUAAUGGACAUCGGGGCUUGGUUCCAUCCAAUUUUCUCGAAGAAGUGCCUGAUGACGUGGAGGUCUAUCUGACGGACACUCCCUCUCACCACGGUCAGGACGAGUCCAAUCCGGUACCGGCACCGCGCCCAGAGACCAAACGGGUUCCGGUGGAAAGUACAGUGCCGGCUCCGGCCCCUGGAAGACCCGCCUCUCCCACUGUGCGUCCUUUGCUUCCCGUUGGCCCAGUCAGGCCGCUGAGCCCUGCCAGGGGUCCACGAGACCUGGCAUCUAAAAAGAAAAAAGGACUGCUCUCUAAGGGGAAGAAACUGCUCAAAAAGUUCUCAAAGUAAAAGUAUGAGAUUGAUUUCAAAUUCAUAUGGCUACAACAGCAUACAGAUUUCUCUCUCAAAAGGGAAACAACCAAUCCCCAGUGUUUCAUAAAAGUCUAUGGUGUAUUUUUUUUCUCACACACACACACACACACACACACACAGACACACACUCACACACAAAUCUAAACAGCUUUCACAUUAACAUGCCACGUACAUAUUCUGAAAAAGAUCUAAUAUUCAGAUGAAAAGGAAUGACAUAUAUAAAGAUGUCACUCAUACGUCAGUGAGCUUGCUAAUUGGCUGUCAGAAUGAAAGCAUCUAUUCAUACUGUGAUGUAGAGGACAAAGAGAUAUUGUUAAUAUUUAAGGAAUACCUUCAAUUAUAAUUUUCACAUUUCAAAUCAAAGUGCUGGAUUUUGAAUGAAAUUUUUAAUCUACUAGAUUUUAAAGUUUGGUAGAGCCAUUGGUGAUAAAAACAGUUCAAAAAGCACUUUAAAUAUGGUCUGACAUUGUCAGUCAAAUAGCAGUAAAUGACAAAAACCUCCAGACCAUAUUAAGUGCGUUAGUCUCAAACAAAAAAGACCACGAUCAAUCCAGUGAAAGACGAGCAAAGGUACAAAAUGGCAUAACUGACCAGAGCAGUCUAUAAGCAAAUCCUUUUAAACAUUGCUGUGGCCUUCAUCUAAACUCAGUAAGUACAGUAUAUUACCUACAUCUGAUGUCUCCAUACAUCAGUCUUUGCCAAGUAUUCUCCCUUUUGCUCCCUUUCCUGCGUUUAUCAUGAGAAUGACUCUGAAGUUAUAAAAUACAACGGAAAGUUUCUGUGUUUGCCUUUUAAUGCACAAUUCGGUGUGUUUUGGUGAAUGGCUCGUGUGUGUGCGUGUUUGUUUGUUUGUUUGUGUGUGUGUGUGUGUGUGUGUGUCUCCCCUCUGCAUCCAUGUUCGUGCAACCCCUUAAAACUGAAAAAGGACAAAUGUUGUUAUAAACUUUUGUGAUAAUGUGACGUGCUGCUAAUUACAAGUUGUUUCCUGUUCCUUUCUAAAGUCAAUAAGGGUGGUGUCAUCUUCAUAAGAAGAAAUAUUUAAGCAAAGAUGGUGUCUUGGUGUCUCCUUGAAUUUCACUUUCUAAGGGCCGGUUUAAACAGAACGCAUUUUUGCCAUGGCUGAUUCGAGUUUUUCGACGUAAACAAGCGAAAGACUGACAUUUGACUCUUUCUCAACGUUCUUGUUUGUUUUUAGCAAAGGUAGUUUGACUACAUGCACAGAAACACUGUGUUCUUUGCCAUUCCAUUUUAAACACAAGAAUGCGUUCUGUAUAAACAGAUUUUCAUCCAAAAAUGAAAUUUCUCUCAUUAUUUAGGCAACUCUUAAACCCUAACGUCAUUCCAAAACUGUAUGCCUUUCUUUAUUCUGUGGAACAUAAAAGGAGAUAUUUUGAGAAAUUUCCCUCUCGCUCUAUCUUUACUCUAUCCGUAUAUACAAUGGAAAACUGUUCAGAUUUCAACAUUCUUCAAAAGGAGCCUUUCUUUUAUGUUUCACAAAAGAGAGAAGUCAUACAGGUUUGAUCGACGCUUUCAUUUUUGGGUGAACAGCCCUUUUAACAAUGGUUUACACGAAUGGGUCAUGGCUGGUUAUGAGAACAUCAUCUAUAGGCCUAAAUAACAUAUCCUUGCUGCUGUUAUCAUUGGCUGUUUUUCCUGAGGUCUUUGCUUGCUAUUGUAGAAUCAAACAUGAGGACUUUGCAAUUCAUAUUCUCAGCUACCAAUACAGGUUAAGUAAUACCCUCAGGCAAAACUAGCUAUGAUGGCUCAGUUGUUUCAAGCUAUAAUCUAGUAGUUUACAUUAAGGGCAAAAUCUCUUGCAUCAACACAAAACAUCUUGCCCCAGCAACUGGAAAUGCGAGGUUGAGCCAACGUUUGGUGGCAUCUCACAAUAAUGUGGCCAGUUGGAUUUAGAUUGCACUCUUGAAUGGUUUGAUCCAGGGUAAAUACUGUGUGUGUUUUUUUUUUUAUCUUUAAAAAAAGAUUAUAUUAAAAGUAUACUAUAUUUAAGCAUUUUAAUUAAUACAUUCAUUUGGGGUGAAUGGAGUUUAUUUGUUGUAGAUGAAAAACAUGGAGGGUUCUAAUCAAAAAAAAAAAAAAAUGGUUGGAUAGCCAAAAAGGAAUGUAUGAAAUGUUCAGCUGCCUGUCUAGCUUGCAACAUCAUUUUGCCAAAAGAAAAAUAAAAGAGAUUACAUAUAUUUUCAUUUUACAGAAAUAUCUCUAUUAUUAUCAUAACUCCCAAGUGUUCGUUUGUGAUUGGAUGUUGUUCAUUUCUCGGUUACUCUUUUGUACACCAUUUGUAGAUAAUUUAUAAAUGUUUAUACUUAAUUUACAGAUUUUCAGACUUUUUUAGUGCUUUAAGAUUUAAUAUUCAACAGUGCGUGUUCUCCAUGGUGUCUUCAAGAAGAGAUGCUCAAGUCUGCAAAUUCUGUGCUUGCUCUGUGAAUUAAAGAGAAAAAAUAACUUGUUGGUCUAUAUUUACUGAUAUGGACUAUUGUGUGGCUGUGCAUGUGUAGAACUGUGUAAAAUAUACAUUUUCUAUGAAAAUAAAUGUGAUAUUUUUCAA
Molecule: messenger RNA, 7261 nt
Organism: Puntigrus tetrazona (Sumatra barb)
Lineage: Eukaryota; Metazoa; Chordata; Actinopteri; Cypriniformes; Cyprinidae
Product: RIMS-binding protein 2-like
Biological process (GO): neuromuscular synaptic transmission
Molecular function (GO): protein binding
Source: RefSeq, a predicted model, not a curated record